GGCCCAAGCGAGCGGGUCCCGCGGAUCACUGGCCAAGCACGCUGGAGCACCCCCCCACCCCCGCAGCGGCGCCCCCACUUUCCAACCCCUGCGGAGAGAGCGGAUGCAGAUGGUUCGGGACACAGGCCUCUCCUUCUGAUGAAAAGAGGAGGGAAGGAUGGACUACACUCACCAAACUGCCCUAAUCCCAUGCGGACAAGACAAGUACAUGCCCAAGAAUGAACUUCUCCUACAUCUGAAGACCUACAACUUGUACUAUGAAGGCCAAAAUCUGCAACUCCGACACCGAGAGGAAGAAGACGAGUUCAUUGUGGAGGGGUUGCUGAACAUCUCCUGGGGGCUGCGCAGGCCCAUUCGGCUGCAGAUGCAGGAUGACCACGAACGCAUCCGUCCCCCUCCAUCUUCCUCCUCCUGGCACUCUGGCUGUAACCUGGGCGCACAGGGCACCACACUGAAGCCCCUCACCAUGCCCACUGUUCAGAUUUCAGAAGUGGAUAUGCCUGUUGAAAGCGUCGAGACACACAGCCCAACAGAUUCAAGAGGCCUGAAGCCUGUGCAGGAGGACACCCCACAGUUGAUGCGUACACGCAGUGAUGUUGGGGUACGUCGCCGUGGCAAUGUGAGGACAUCCAGUGACCAGCGACGAAUCAGACGCCAUCGCUUCUCCAUCAAUGGCCACUUCUAUAACCACAAGACAUCAGUGUUCACGCCAGCCUAUGGCUCUGUCACCAAUGUCCGCAUCAACAGCACCAUGACUACUCCGCAGGUCCUGAAGCUGCUGCUCAACAAGUUUAAGAUUGAGAAUUCUGCAGAGGAGUUUGCGUUGUAUGUGGUCCACACCAGUGGGGAAAAACAAAAGCUGAAGAACUCCGACUACCCCCUGAUCGCCCGCAUCCUCCAGGGCCCAUGUGAACAGAUCUCCAAAGUUUUCCUGAUGGAGAAGGACCAAGUGGAGGAGGUCACUUAUGAUGUGGCCCAGUAUAUAAAGUUCGAGAUGCCAGUCCUUAAAAGCUUCAUUCAGAAACUCCAGGAGGAAGAAGACCGGGAAGUGGAGAAGUUGAUGCACAAGUACACUGUGCUCCGGCUAAUGAUUCGGCAAAGGCUAGAAGAGAUAGCAGAGACCCCUGAGACUAUCUGAGCCACGGGAAUGAAGGCAAUCCAGACACUCCAGGGGCCGAGGCUGACCCGAGAAGACCCAUGGGAAGCUAGGUAUCCUUCCACAGAAACGUUUUCACACGAACCUUGCAGCCAGCACUGCUCCCUACAGUCAGACACAGAAGCAGCAGGCAGCUCCUCAUCUCUGGAUCCCUGCUCUUUGUCUCAUUCUCAAGGACUUUCAUCCUAAGGAGGACCCACAGUGUGUAUGCUCACCUACCUGAGUGUGUGUAUGUGUGCACGCACACAUACGCAAGCGUGCAUCUGUGCACUUAUUAUGUCCACAUGCUUCCCUGAUGUUCUUACAUUCGGUUAAAUUCCAAGCAGCCAGCAGGUGCCAUGAGGUUGGCACACAUGCCACUCCUGUGCAGGAAGAACAGGGGAGUGACUGAGGCUUUUUGCCUCUUCCAGUGCCAAAGGCAGCCACACGGAUCUGCCAUGUUUGAUAGGGAAGUGGAGGCUGCAGGCUCACCGUUUGGAAUGUCUGAAGGUUUACAGCAGAGAUUCUUCUCAUUUGCCAAGAAGGAUGAGUGACCAUGAGAUCCUUGGGAAUUAGUUAAGUGGCAGCCCCAUGCCCUUGGGGCAAGUCCAAUGAAAUGGAAAAGCUGCUUCACCUUGGGGCAAAUGCAAUGAGUCUAUGAGUUUUUGCACUGGAAAGGUUAUCAUUGUAGAAAGCACAAUUAAUGUCCUGUCCUACGCAGACACCUGGAAAGAAUGGAUUCUGCCUUCGUUCUUGGCUUUGUGGAUGCUUCUGGGUUUUUCUGCUCUCUGGCUGCCACUUCAAUUCACUCUGACCUGCUCAUGUACCUGGGCCAGGUGUGUGCUGGAAUAAAUGGCACUCAAAUGUUUUAAGCACUCGUAGACUGAAGGGAAGGUUAUGAGCCACCGGCUGAGAUGACAGGUGCCUUUAAGCCUAGCCCACCAAUUACAUCAGUAAGAGUAUGCCCCACAUGGAGUCGGAGUGUUGUAUUUGAAGUUGCCUGUUUUUCUUUCUAGCUUUUGCACACCUGCAAGCUCCUUUAUGUUAUACAUGGAGAUGGAUUCCAAGAAUGGAGACCUGCCCUGUUGUUCACUCAACAUAGGGAGUAGGGAAGCUCUUUGGAGAGUUCCAUGAGUGUGGGCAGAGAGGACAGUGCUUGCUUAGCUUUUGAGAGGCCAUGCUUCUGAUUUUUAGAACCAGCCUCAUUGGCAGAAAGGUCAGGGAUGACCCUGUAUGUCCUCCAUUUGGGAUGCUGUCAUGUAGCUGGUCACCUGUGUGGCUUGCACCAUUUGAGGUUGGACAGAUGGUUGGGCUUGCUGCUGGUCUCUGAAACUCAACCAAGCAAGAUGAGCAUCUCUGAGUCUUGCUACAACAGGGUGCUCUUGCCUACCUGUUCUCUAGAAAGCUCUUGAAGCCUAGCAGAUGAGGGACUGAGGAGUCCUGACCAGUGUGCAGCAAACCUGUUCCUGUGGAGGAAUGUUACUGUCCUUCACCCUCCUCAGAAGGCUCACAGCAUUGGUCUCAUUGUGGGUUCUCAAACAGGUGGCUUGUGGCCGGCCAUUUUGCUGGGUAUCACUUAGCAACCUUGUUCUUCUUCCGGGACAGUACAAUCCAUCAUCCCAUGAGCAGUGGGGAUGGAAACCCAGUGAGUCUUAGUUUCUAUCAUAGACUCCAAAGACAGAAAAGCACAGAACUGGGGAGUGGGGGAUGCAGCUUUCCUUAUGAGCAUACACUCCAGUAAAACUCUGAACUCACUGGGCAGCUGGGGUGGGGGUUCCUAUAUUACAGACAAACAACAGCUUUGUGAAUGCAAACACUUGAGAAAAUUUGAUUUGGAUAAUUUCUCUUCCAGUUUUCUUUAUUUUGAAUGUUCAGAGCCUGUGUUGAUCCACCAUUUUCCCUUGGGAGCUUGGGGGUUUCCACGGAGCACACUAACUGGGAAGUUAUUUCUGAUUUAUGAAAGCUCAUUGUGAUAAUGUCAAUAUGUGACUGUUUCUGGGUGUCAGGUUGCCAGGCUCUCCAAGAUAAUGGUGUCAAGAUAGAUGGCUUUUAAAGAAUGGGGUUCAGAAAGGGAGUUGGGGUCCAUGUUCACUAAACCACCUGGGCACAUUCCCUAGAGAUUGCUUCUCAUGUCCAAAGAACUGGUCAGGAGUUUGAGGAAAUUGGCUGGGGAUGAAACUCAGUGCUAGAGUAUUUCCUUAGUGUGUGUGAAAAGCCAACUUCAAUCUCUAGUAACACACACGCACACACACACACACACACACACACACACACAGAAGAAAACAAGCAAGCAAGCAAUCAGCUGUGGUGUAGUCCAGUGGUAGAGGGAUUACUUAGAAUGUUAGGACCUGGUUCCUGACACCUGCCCCAAGCUCCACACUACCCCGUGAACUUUGGAAACCUUUAACAUAGCCACAACAGAACAGACCUCUACUGUGGCGACUGGAUUUUCUCCCUGGUCUCCCUUCUCCUCAAAGCUUUAAAUUCCAAGUCUGAUUAGUGUGGGUUUAUGUAAUUGGGUGCAACGGACCUGAAAUCCUGAGAAAUAAAAGACUAACACAUAAGGCGGUGUGUUGGGGGUGGGGUGGGGGUGCUAAUCCAACAUGUGAAAAGAGUUUGGACUCUUCCCCUCCCCCACCUCCCACCCCUACCCCCACUCCCACAAAGGUUUACGUUACAAGGUGGCCAAGUGACAGAGAACACCAGCCUCGGUCUGAGUGAGGCGGUGAAAUCAAGCACAGGUUCACUUUGUCGGUGACCAUUUUAGUGGGGAAGUGAUUUCUUAAAGCGGGUGGGGGGGGUGAGUAGGAAAGGGGCCCAAAGCACAAACACCAGCCAUGCCUGCGCUGUUGGUGAAGGGCACACUGCUAACACACUGGACAAAUGCAGCUGGAGCCGAGGCCGGGGAGAGAUGGCCUCAGGACAGUGCUGCAGCCCAAGACUGAAGUGUUGGUCUGAGACAUGCUGAUGGUUUGGGAAGAAAUAGCCACAAUCUUCUCCUUUUCUAACUAUUUCUAGAAACUUCCAGAUAAAGAAAUUUUAUCAUUUUAUCCGUGUCAUAUGAUGGUCCUCUAAAAUCUGAAAAAACAUCUUGGCAAAGAUUGUGUUUUGUGGUUUUGAGUGUACAUUUGAUGUCAGGAGGGUAGAUAAAGAAACUGGACAAACAGGGCAAGAAGCAUUCAAGAAUUGCUGGUGCUUCAAAAUGACAGACACAGUAAAGCCUCAGAACAAAACCCAACUUUUAGUUGAAGCUUUGUAACAUGGAGAACUUGGGGUUAGGGAUACAUUUUCAAGAAGGAAAUAUGUCCAGUAACCAAAGGAGUUUUAAUGUCCCACAGGAAUAAGCUUUGCCUUGGGUGAGGGAGGAGGCAGGAGGCUGCCCUAGCUUGCUCCCACAGCACUGCCUGUUUUAAAGUUUCUUACUUAGGUUGUUUUCUGUAAAGCCAGGCUUCUGCCGGAUGAGAGAGCAUCUAUAAACCGAUGUGACAUCCCUUCCUUCAGACAUAAUUGAAAAUGUUCACCAUAUCUUGGGGCUACACCUCCCUUCCUCCCUCCUACUCCCAUUAAACUGAGCACAGAGGUGCUUAAGCUGUGAACUUUCCAGAAGCCCCAAUUCCAUGCUGCUGGGUUCUGGGGUUACUACUAGUGUUUCUUCAGUUUUCCCUCUUAGUUGGGUGGAAUCUAUUUUUCCUUUGUCAUAUUUGCCUAUUAGGAAUGGUACAUGACUUGGUUCAACUGUCAGUUAUGAACUGAAAAUCAGUGUGCUUAGGUGUCUUACAUGAUUGGAUGGGGCCUCAGUGGGGAGUCAUGGUUUUGUAACCUUUUAAUGUUUUUGUAAUGUACCUGUCUUAGACCUUAUUUAAAUAAAGCACUUUUAGGACCGAG
Arvicanthis niloticus (Nile rat) is the source of this 5020-nucleotide messenger RNA. It is a transcript of the gene Rassf2, whose product is annotated as Ras association domain family member 2. NCBI's taxonomy places the organism in Eukaryota, Metazoa, Chordata, Mammalia, Rodentia, Muridae. Gene Ontology annotation, biological process: positive regulation of protein kinase activity; signal transduction; positive regulation of JNK cascade. The record is from RefSeq and is a predicted model, not a curated record. Gene Ontology annotation, cellular component: cytoplasm; nucleus.